Maniola jurtina (meadow brown) is the source of this 5806-nucleotide messenger RNA. RefSeq names its product tyrosine-protein kinase HTK16 (gene Shark). Bases 244 to 2646 code for a protein of 800 amino acids. Gene Ontology annotation, molecular function: protein tyrosine kinase activity; ATP binding; protein binding. The record is from RefSeq and is a predicted model, not a curated record. NCBI's taxonomy places the organism in Eukaryota, Metazoa, Arthropoda, Insecta, Lepidoptera, Nymphalidae. The transcript is spliced from 14 exons. Gene Ontology annotation, biological process: protein phosphorylation.
UUGACCUUGCUAUGAGUCAUUCGCUGGAAGGCAGAGUCGGGGAUACCGCGCCUGUCUGCCGGCUGCUUUCUAGACGCACUCCGUUCACUGUGAACGCUUUUAUAGAUAAAGUAUUUUGUGUUUGCUAGUUACUCAAUUAAAUCAUUUAAAAAUGUGUUUCUUCAAAAAGCGAAGGAAAAUCAGAUAGUGUGGGUUUAUUCUGAUAUUUGUAAAUAUUUUUGUGAGUUUCCAAAGUUGGAUAUCAUGAUAACAACCAUGACGUCAUUUAUAUUAUUGAAGACAAACUCUUUCUUAUUGAGGAUGAAUAGAGAGGAUAAUGUAAACUGGUUUCACGGAAAGAUAUCCCGAGAAACUGCGGAAAAACUUCUUAAAGAAGAGGGCGAGGAUGGUGUUUUCUUAGUUCGGGAAAGUAAUACUUCUCCUGGGGACUAUGUACUCUCUGUUCUACACCAGGGUGAGGUUGUACACUAUCAAAUAAGAAGACAUGGCGAAGAUGCAUUCUUCUCUAUAGAAGAACAUACAACUGUGCAUGGCUUGGACACCUUGAUCCAGCAUUACCGAGGAGAUUCCAAUGGCCUUGUCACUCGACUGUCUGUGGUGUGCAAAGGUGAACCACCACCACAUGAGUCUAGAACUCAAGGAACAACUAAUUUACUACAUAGGGCAACAGAAGCAGGUGACUACAACAUAGUAUCUCAGCUGCUCGCGUACGGCUACCGAAGCCGCGACGCAAAGAACCAGGACGGGCAGACUGCUGUACACAUAGCCGCGAGGGCUGGCCGGGACAAAAUCCUGGCCAAGCUCAUAGAGAGUGGCGCCACUGUCAAUGUCCGGGAUUCCUUUGGAUAUACGCCGUUACAUUACACUUGCCAAAACAACUUGCCGAGUACGACUGAGCUGCUGAUAUCGAAGGGCGGCGCCAACUAUCAGAUGCGGCACGCGCCCACCGGCAAGGUACCGCUACACGAUGCCGCGCAGAGGGGCCACAUAGACUGCAUAAAGGUCUUGUUAAAACUAAAGGCACCAGCCCACCCUAGAACAUUAGCUCACGACACUCCUGCUCAACUAGCCAAACAUUCUGGACACACGGAAUGCUACCAAUUACUCAAGAACCACAUACCUGAACAGCCGAACACCACAAAAAGUCAGUGGUAUCACGGCACACUCAACCGCGAGGAGGCGGUCCGCACUCUAGAGGAGUACUGCAAGCAACACAAUGUACGGGACAGGGCUUCCGACGGCGUGUUCCUAGUGCGCUACAGUGAGAGGCACACUGGCGCGUACGUGCUCACCAUGCUCAGUGAAAACUUGCCUUACCACUUCAUUAUACGGAAAGAGAACGAUUGGCUGUUUAUAGACGACGGGCCUUACCUAGAAUCUCUGGAGAGGCUAAUAGAACAUUACAGCACCGUCCCAGACGGUCUCCCCACCAAACUCACCACGCCAGUGCCUCCCAAGCCAAAACCACCGCUACCUGAGUUCUCCACAAUGCCACGAACCAAGAAGUCCUCACCAAGUCGAGUAGCCUUGAACCAAUCCCUAUCGUUAGUUAAACACGACAUAUUGAACGACAACCAAUCAGUGAACAACAACGCCUUUGAACUACUAACCAGAAACCUCUCCUUCUCAUCGGAUUUCAACAACGAUAGCAUGAACAACAACGACGAAGCGCCGAGUGAGUGUGACACGUACAAGGUGCCUGUCAAUAAUAGCGCAGUUGUCACGCUGGCGGAGAAUUACAAUGAGAUAUCCAUUAACUCCGAGGGCCAGCUAUCCACACUGCAAGAGUUCAUACCGUUCAGCGAAUUAACAUUAGGCGCGGUGUUAGGCGAAGGCGAAUUCGGUUCAGUUCUACGAGCCGUGUACUCGCCACCGGAACAAGUCCCCAUACAAGUGGCAGUGAAGACAUUACACGUGCAACACACCGACACUAACAAACAAGAGUUCCUGUCCGAGGCCAAGCUCAUGAUGUCGCUGCAGCAUCGGUGUAUAGUGCGGCUUAUUGGAGUGUCCUUGGGCCCUCCCCUCGCUAUGGUCCAAGAAUUAGUUCCCCUGGGUUCAUUACUAGAUUUCUUGUUAAGACAACCGGAGAAAGCAUCUCCGGGAUACGAGUUGCGCUUGUGGGCGUGGCAGGUCGCUUCCGGGAUGAGGUAUCUCGAGAGACGGCGAUUUGUACAUCGCGAUCUCGCUGCUAGGAAUAUCCUACUGGCUUCCAGACAUCAAGCCAAAAUCAGCGACUUCGGUUUAUCCCGCGCGCUGUCCACUGACAGUUCGUACUACAAGGCGAGUCGCGGUGGCAAGUGGCCCAUCAAGUGGUACGCGCCCGAGUCCUACAACUACGGCACGUUCAGCCACAAGAGCGACGUGUGGAGCUACGGCGUCACUCUGUGGGAGAUGUUCUCGUACGGCAAGCAGCCGUAUGGCGAGAUGAGGGGUAUCGAGGCCAUACAGGUAGUAGAAAGCGGUCAACGGCUCGAAAGGCCCGAGGACUGUCCGGAUGAGAUCUACCAAGUGAUGCUGGACUGCUGGGCCUACAGCCCCGACCUGCGGCCCACCUUCAGCAAACUAGACGAUGUGUUCUCACAGAACCCUGAAUACGUCAACAUCAGCCAGCUCGCGGCCGAGAACGAGGACGUGCAUGUUUAGAGAAUCUCCUUAGAUAAGGUCAAUUAAAUGGUAUACUUACCACUAGAUAUUAUUAUACCUGUAAACAUAAAACUGUCUUAGGCUGAGAUCUAUAGAGAACUGUACUUUGUUUAGACUUCAGACACGUUGAAAUCUACUAUAGAGCGCACUUUGACUUUGCUUAGAUUUAAGUUUCAGUUAAAAUGAGACAAAAUGCCAGCGCUAUAACGCCGUCUCAUUUUGACAGUGUCUUAUAUCUCAGCCUUAAAACGAAAGUGUUAUACCGUUGACAUAAAUCUGUUACAUUUUAACUGAAACAAGUCUGAGCACACUGUAUGGAGUACAGAUUUCAGGCUAAGUAGUGGUAAUAUAAAGUCACAUUCACACCAAUAAGAUUUUGCGUUGCGUAUCAUGUUCGACGGAAAUUAUUGUAUCGUCAGUAUGGACGAAAAAGUUUAGACUAUGUCUAAAAUACGAUUUACGCCGCAUGUAGCGUUCAACAAACAACACAAAGCCUUAUUGAUGUGGACGCGGCUUUAAAAGUACUCCAAAAGGUUUCAGUGAAUAGAAGUAUGACAAUCAAAUAAUUAUUAUUAAUUGCGCUUUCUGUAGGCUUAGCAUAAGAUUUUGACGACAACGUUGAUAGAAUUCGAGUUUCGAAACAUAACAUCAGAGUAAAAUGGGUGAUUUAAUGUCGAAAAUUCGUGCCAUCGAUUUUAACUUCGCAAGGUUUGGAGCGCUAGCUGUAGAUGUAUGAACGAACUUGAGUUUUAAAACAAAACUGUUAAGGCCCAUUUUACUGUAACGGCAAAUGCUUCGAUGUUUGAAUUUUACCAAUGUUGGCAAUGUAAACUCUUAGGUUUACUGUUAACUCUCUAUUUUGUCGACAUUGGUAGUAAAAGUAAACUACCAUUUGAGAACAUGCCAUGAUGUGCCUGAUAAGUGAUAAUUAAAUUUCUAGUAUUCUUAGGGGGUAGUCCGGAAUAUGUUAAAUUAAAUGUAUGGAACGGUUAUUCCGAAAAAAAUAAUGCUCUACGAAGCUGUCAAAAUUAGUAACAACAUCAAGUUAUUAGCAAAAACCAGGCAGUUUUGUCUCGUCUAGUGUGUAGAACUACAUCGUUCGAGAUCGUUGCCGCAAUACAAAUUUUAAAAGUUCAAAUCGUGAUUUUUCGUCACAUAAAAUGUUUUUUUUUUUUUUUUUCAUAUACCGCAAUAUGAGCCCAAAUGAUUAAUAUUUACCAUUAAAAUUAAGUAUUGUGUUGGAUGCACUAACUGUCACAAUUAACUUUUUUGCCUUUAAAAGUGCUAACAUCUAUACGGUUUUGUACAAAUCUUUUAACUAAAUUAGCAUGUCUCUAAAUCCUAGAUCUACAUAUUCUACUUUGUCAAACUUAAAUCACAUUUAAAACAAGAUAGUUGUCUGUCAGACAUAAAUCUGUCUCUUUCUAACUCUAAGUAAAGUUUGAGCAAAGUCAAAUUACACUCAAUAGAUCUCUUUACCUAAUAGUUGUGUUGUCCUAUUCACAAUGUUCCCUGCGGAAAAGGAUAGCACUACAUUGAGACCUGUUAAUCUAAUUUAGUAGAUAACUACUAUGAGUAGAAUUAAUUUUCAAGUCAAAUGUUGGCUUUACUUAGUGCUAACGAGUGCAUCGCAAUUCUCGGAAGUAAUCUUUGAUUCUAUGAACUAAUUUAAUUUAGCACAAGUAAAUAACCUAUUUUUUUGUAGAUUUUUUUAGAUAAAUCAUUCAGUAUACGUUUAAAUAGUACUAUUUUUUUAAGUGCACAUUUAUGCUGUAAAAUAUUGCUUUCGGUUUUAAUAGACACAUAUUGGACAUAUCUAUCCUUUUAAUGCAAUGGACACGCGGUUUUUUCAUGCGGAAAAAUAUCGUGGGAUAAAUUUUUCCCUACGAUCAUAUUAGAUGUUUUUGAUCGCAGCGGAUUAUCCUUGCCUGAAUGAAAAUGUGCUUUUGAAAAAUAGUGAAAAAAGUCGACAAAGGCGACGGAAGAUUUGUUUCAUCCAUUUAAAACUAGUGUUAAAGUUUUAAUAGGUAUGCUAAUUAAUAUUCUUAUUAUAUUACCAAUAUUUAAAUCUUUUGAUACAAUCUGUACAUUCCUUUUUGUAAAAAAAAUGUUAAAUAAUGAAAUUUUUCUAUUUAAACAUUUAUUCUUAUACAAUUUAUACUUUUUGUACGAAAAUCGCACACAUGAAAUUAUUUUAUUUUAUAGAUUUUAAUUGAAACCAUGAUUUUUGAAAAAUAUUUAUAAAAUGUAUAAUUUUUUAAGUAUAGAUUUUACCUAUUUUAUAAUCAUUAGAUCAAUAAAAAAUGUACGUAAAAACAACGAAUGUCAAGGAAUGAGACCUAAAAGAGAAUGUAAAAUUUUAUUGGUUCAAGAAUUUUAUUAUUAAUUGGUAGCACAAAAGUUGCCUAACUUCAGAAAACAGAAAAAUAAGGGCAUGUUAUUUUAAUUUAAGACCUCUCUAGAAAACUGAAACCUCAUUUUGAAAUAGUGUGGGAUAGAAAUUAGAUCACUUUGGUGCAAUUUUGUGUAAGCUUCAAAUAAAAAAAAAUAUAUUGUGUGAAAUGGAAGCUGUUAUUAAAUUCGCCAUGAAAUGCCAUAGUAAUUUUUGUCGUUCAAUUAUUGCCAUGAGGUUGUGUUAUUUCAUGUACAAAAAUUUUAUAUAGUUACCCAAAUUAUCUGUUUAGUUUAUAAAGAAUUUAUAUUAAAUUCUAUUUUACGAGUCUGACUAAGCGUAUGAUUUUUUAUAAUAAAUUAACAAAUUUUAUCAACUAUUGUGUUAAGCGAAUGUGAUAAUGGUAUUUAUGAAGUUAAUAAAAUAUUCCAUAUUUUUGCUUCUCAUAUAAAUAUUUGUUUUAUUUCGAUUAAAAAAAAAACAUGUCCAAACAGGUGUCCAUUUUGGUAAUAAAACUCUUGCUCUGUUUGAUUUAUUAAAAUAACUUACAAAUCUAUCUUAUAAAAUAAUUACAUUACAGUAAAGUAACUACAAGUACACAUUUAAUUUUAAUUACUUAGGGACCUACAUAAUUUUACAAAUUUUUACUUAUUAUAAAAUACUACACAAUAUUUUUCAAUGUUUCAAGAUUUUCCAUAUGGUACACAGGGCAGCCACAGUAAAUAUUUUAGCUUGUCCUACUACUAUUUAAAUUGUAAUAGAUACGUA